AUGGAACCAACAUUAUGUUUUCGUUUAUGUCAAACACCAAUCAUUUAUAUAAAAGAUAAUAUAUGUCGAUGUUCAGGUGGUGGUCUUAUGAAUUAUAAUCGAAAAAGCGAUAAACAUUGUUCAAUACCAUGUAUAAAAUUAGGUAAUCGUCAUGUUAGAACUACUAAUACAUGUGGUGGUUCAGAUACAUAUUCAGCUUAUGCUGAAAAUCAAUUUUAUGUUCGAUAUGCUCAUUUAUUUGACUAUCGAAUUCAAUAUGCAUCAUGUCAAUUAUGGAAUGCUUCUGAAUAUUAUGAUACAUUGAAAGUUGAAAUUGAUGAAUCAUCCGUUAAACCAUCCUUGAAUAAAUUGGAACGAUGUGCAGCUGCAUGUUUUGAUCAAAAUGCGACGACAACAUCCAUAGGUUUCAAUGAUGAUAGCAAUCAAUGUUUAUGUUUGUUGUCACGAAACUUAUAUACAGAUAACCAUGCACGUUAUUUAACAAUUUUACCAGAUAAUAGUUGUAAUCGUUAUUGUGAUAAUACCUUGGGUGAUGCAAACAUUGAAUAUAAAUUUAAAUGUGGUUCAUUAACAGAUCGACGUAUAUGGGCUAUAUAUAAUUUACGUGAUUUAUGUUCGCCUGGUUUUGUUUAUAUAAAAGAAUUAAAACAAUGUGUAUUUACGUAUGAAGAAAUUUGGAAUUUUUGUCCAUUAUCAUCAACAACAUAUAUUUAUGAUGGAAAUAUAACAUGGAAUAUGUUUCUAAAAGUUAUUGAAAAAUUAAAGUUAACCGAAUCUUUUGUUUCAAUUGAUUUUGAUGAUAAUAUUACUAUUGAUCCUUCAUGGAAAUGUUCAAUAACAACAACAACAAACAUCGAUAAAAUAAAUUCAAAUAUUUCCAAUAGAAAUUAUGUAUUACAUAAUGGUUGUUUACGUGUACAUUCAAAUUCAUUGAAUUUAGAUAAUUUAUCUUACCGUUUAUGUAUAAAAAAUCCAUUAAAUCAAGAAAUAUCGAUAUUGGAUGAUAUAUAUUAUCGAAUUUAUAUGAUUUCUAUCGAUCGAACAAAAAGUUCAUGUCCAAUAAAUUGGUUUGAUUUGAAUGGACAUUGUUAUCGGAUAUCGGAUGAAGCUAAAACAAUUCAACAAGCAAAAAAUAGUUGUAUUAAUGUAUCGAUAGCUGAAGAAAAUAAAUAUCAUCAAGAGACCAUACCAGAUGAUGAUAUGAAGAAGCAAAUACUCAAUGUAACGAAGGAUUCUAAUAGAAAUUUUCUGCAAGGUGAAAUCACUCAAUAUACAUCACAAUGGCAAGCACGUCUCGGUUUUUUUCUUCUUGAUACAGAUAUAUCAAAUACUGAAUUAAUAAAUCAAUCGUUGUAUGAUUAUAAUAAAAAAUUAUUACCAGUAGUAUCAAAUUUUAAUAUUAAUCAUUCAUUUAUAAAUGAAUUUCAAAUGAUUAAUCCAAAUAGAAAUGAUGAUUCAUGUAUACUUUUCACACGUUCAGCAAUUAAAGAAAAAGAAAAUUCAAUUUUAAAAAAUAUUCAAAUCAAUAAUUGUUCAAAAUCAAAACAUGUUUUAUGUAAAAUAGAAAUGAAACAUUAUUUCAAUUCUGAAUACAGUUGUUAUCGUAAACCAUUAACACUUGGUUUACCAACAAUCAUGUCAAAACAAUUAACAUAUGAAUUAUGUUUAUCUGUUUGUACAGAAUUCGAAACAAACUUAGCUGUUAUAAAUAUCGAUAAAUGUUAUUGUUUAAAUGCUGCUGAAUCAUGGAGAUUUGAUGUCAAACGAAAUUCACUAUACCAAAAACAGAAUUGUGGUGAUCGAUGUCCUGGUAAUCCGCAUGAACACUGUGGUGAUAAUGAUACAAUCGUUGCGAUACCUAACCAUCAAAAUAUAUUUCUAACAAAAAAUAGCAAUACUUAUAAAUUAUCUAAAUCAACUCCUGAUUUCGUUUAUGAUGGUUGUAUAAAUUUAAUUUCUAUGAAUCAAUCAAUAAUGUAUCACUUCAAUUUAAAUCAUACAAGUGAUAUUCAUCCACGUCAUUGUUUAGAAUUAUGUACAAAUUAUAAACAAAAAUUUGCUCUUCUUAAUUCAAACAAGUGUUUAUGUACAAAUAUUCGAAUGAAAAAUAAUAACUCUGAAAUUUCUACACUUUCAAAUUUUGAUUGUACUCAAGAAUGUGCAGCUAAUUAUUUUUAUACAUGUGGGAAUUCAACCAAUUCAUCAUUAUAUUCAGUGUACGCAAUGCAACUAACAUGUCCUCUUGGUUUUCAAGUUAGUGAAGAUGAACAACGAUGUCUUUAUAGUGAUUAUUUACCAAAGAAAAGUUCUUUAUCAACUGCACAAUCUUAUUGUAAAUCUAUUGGAGGUAUACUGUUAAAAAUAAAUGAUAUUUUAGAAAUUCAAGAUAUAGUACCCAAAUCGAUGUUAACCAAAGGUUUUUAUGGAGAAUAUCAAGUUUCUUCUGUUUCACAUAUUUUUAAUAAUACUAUAUAUUUUUGGAUUGAUCAUACAUCUGAUAUUAUGAAUAGUGAUAUCAAAUUCUAUCGUUCGAUUCCAAGAUGUUUUGAAACACCGAAAAUAAUUGAUCAAAAUUGUAUUGUUGUUCGUCGUCAAAAUAUUUCAUUUUUUGAUAUAAUGACUUAUGAACGAUGUUUUACUGAAUCAAAUAAAUGUUCAUCAAUGUCUGCUAUACCAAUUUGUGUAAAUCAACAUCUAGAAUUCAAUUCAACUGUCAUUCCUUCAACUACCAAUGACGAUUUAUCAAUAAUAUCAGUAAAUACAACAAUAGAUUAUUCAUGUGACGAUGGUACCGAUUAUCAUUUAAUGGAUCAAUAUUGUUAUAAAAUAUCAUUUCAUGAAACAACUUGGCAAGAUGCAAAAUCUGAAUGUGAACGUGAGAAUGCUACAUUAUUUUUACCUGAAAAAUUGAUGACAUUAAACUUGAUAAAAUUCUUAUUUUUACGUCGACGUAGUUAUACAUCAUCUAGUUUUGCACAUAUUGGUAAUAUUUAUGAUAAUCAAACUCAUACCAUUAUGCAAACUAAUAUAACCAAUAAUAAUACUUUAAGAUUUCUACCAAAUUUAAGACGUAUUCAUACUUCAUGUGCUAUGACAUUCAAUGAACGUUACACAGAAUUAAUGUCAACGAAAGAAAAAGAACGAUUAAAAUCGCAACAAACUGGUUGUGCAUAUGUUGAUCUUCGAUCUAACUAUGGACUAUCGAUUUCAUGUGAUGAAAUACCUUGUAAUAGACUAGCAACUGUAAUAUGUCAAAGAGCACCGGUUCAAAUAACGCAUGCUGUUCUAGCUCAACGAUUAGUUUUUUAA
This is a messenger RNA of Rotaria sp. Silwood1, 3309 nucleotides long. The record is from the annotation of a GenBank genome assembly. NCBI's taxonomy places the organism in Eukaryota, Metazoa, Rotifera, Eurotatoria, Philodinida, Philodinidae.